AACGGAGUAACCUAACCUAAUAAUUAAAUGACAUUUGCUUUGUUACAUAUGUAUUGAAAUUCAAUUUUAAGAUAAUGUAAACAUUUUUAAUUGUAUAUUUGGAUUAAAAAAAAAAUAACUCAUCAUGCCUGUGAUGCUAACUGCGGAUUGGUUUCCUUUGGGAAGAGAUACUUAUUUUAGGAAAUUUGAACUGUAUCCCAUUAAUUUUCAACAUGAAGUUAAUUUAACCAAUUUACUGGUAGCUGCACCUUAUGGAGGUUCAAUUGCAAUUACUAGAGAUCCAAAAAAGAUUGUGAAAGUUCAAGGUGCUAAUAAACCAAUAGUUUCUUUAUACUCUUCAUCAGGAAAAGUAACUGCUAAGUUCACAUGGAACAGCGGUCAGUUAGUAAAAAUGGGUUGGUCCCAUCAAGAAGAAUUAUUGUGUGUUCAGGACGAUGGAAUGAUUCUUAUUUAUGACCUUUUCGGAAUGUACCAGAGUACUUUCAGCAUGGGAAAUGAAGCCAAAAAUACAAAAGUCAUUGAUGCCAAAUUCUUCACGUCUGUAAGUGGCACAGGAGUUGCGGUAUUAACAUCAACGAACCUUUUAUUACUUGUAAAUAAUGUAUCUGAGCCUAAAGUUAGACAGUUACCAGAAAUACCGAAACUUGGUGGACCAAUUGAUUCUUGGUGCGUAGCUCGGUACGAACGACAAAGUCAAAUAAUAUUAGCAAACCAAAACGGAAUCUACCAAAUACAGCAUAUAGGCAAAGCUCCAGCUCCAAUUCCUUUUAGUAAUCUAUUCAGUAAUAAAAUAAAUAACGUGAUUGCCAUGGCAGUAUCAGGAAACCAUCUACAUAUUGCACUCUAUGCAGACACUGGUCAUUUAUAUUUAGGAUCAAUUGAUUUGAAGGAAAAAUAUACCGAGUGCUUUACUGGAAUCAAUAAACCUUUGACAGAUAUGGCUUGGUGUGGAACAGAAGCUGUUGUUUGCAGCUGGAAUAGUACAUUGAUGGUGAUCGGAAAAAGUGGAGAAACAGUUGUCCAUGCUUAUGAUGGACCUGUUCAUCUUGUUACUGAAGUUGAUGGUGUUCGAGUUAUAUCAGCUAGCUCUCAUGAAAUGAUACAAAAAGUUCCCAAUGUUGUACAAAAAAUAUUCCGCAUAAAUUCAAUAGAUCCUGCUGCAUAUUUAUUGGAAGCAUCAAAACAGUUUGAAAAAAGAAGCCAUAAAGCCGACAGUUAUAUUGACUUAGUUAAAGAUAGAUUAGAUGCAGCAGUAACAGAUUGUAUAAAUGCUGCAAGCCACGAAUUUAAUAGUGAAACUCAGAAACUUUUAAUGAGAGCUGCAAAAUUUGGAAAAGGUUUCAGUAAAACUAUUGAUCCAAAACACUAUGUAACUAUGUGUAGAAAUCUUCGAGUUUUAAAUGCUGUAAGGCAUCCAGCUAUUGGUAUUCCGUUAACAUUUACCCAGAUGGAUUUAUUAACCACACAAGUAUUGUUAGAUCGUUUGGUAGCUAGAAGACAUUACUAUUUGAGUAUUCAAAUAGCUCGUCAUCUAGCAUUGCCUGAAGUCGAUGGAGAAAGUAGAAUUCUUGCUCACUGGGCAUGUUAUAAGGUAAAACAAACAGUAUUAGAUAAAGAACAAAUCGCUGAAGAAAUAGCAGCAAAGCUAGGCUACGCACGUGGAGUAUCUUACAGUGAAAUUGCUGAGAAAGCUGCAGACUGUGGUAGAAAGCAACUUGCUAUAAAACUCAUUGAUUAUGAACCUAGAGCGCAUCUGCAAGUUCCUCUUCUUUUGAGGCUUGGUGUUGAGAAAGCAGCUCUUGAUAAAGCUGUUGAAAGUGGCAAUACAGAUUUAGUUUAUCAUGUUAUUUUGCAUUUUCAAAAAAAUAUGCCUUUAGCUGAUUUUGAAAUGUCGAUAAAACAUUGUCCACUAGCAAUGGCACUGUAUAUAAAAUACUGUCAAAAUCAUAAUCGAGAAGCUUUGUUAGAUUAUGAUUUAUAUGAUGAUUAUCACUCGCAAGCUCUGUGGUACGUGAAAGAAGCCUAUCAGCCAAAGAAUAGUCAAACUCGAGAUGCUUUGCUUCAAAACGCACAACAGAAAUUCAAAGUAGGACGAUUUGACAGCAAUGCUCUUUUAACUGAAGAACAAAUUAAAUUAUUGAAAUAUCAAAAAUCUCUUGAAGAUUCUUUGCAUGAGACUGUAGUUGGAAAAUCUCUACAUGAUACUGUUCAAAUGUUAUUGAUGAGAAAUGAAAUAAAACUCGUUGAUAAACUUCGUUCAGAAUGUAAAAUCCCCGAUCGUCAUUACUGGUGGCUAAGGAUACAAUGCUUUGCACAACUUAAGCAAUGGGAAGAUUUAGAAAAAUUUUCAAAGAGCAAAAAAUCACCAAUUGGUUUUGAGCCUUUUAUUGAUGAAUGUUUGAAAUACGGAAAUAUUGAUGAUGCAAAAAAAUAUUUGCCUCGAGUAAAAGAAGAAUUAAAGGUUAAAUAUUUAGCAAAAUUGAACAUGUUAUCAGAAGCAGCUCAAACUGCAUAUGAACAAAAAGAUCCAGCAGCUCUGUCAUUUGUGCUGGCACAAUGUGGGCCACAAAAUAGGCAGCUUGCAGAGAGGAUAAAUGGAAUGAUAACAAGUCUGAGGAGUAAUAAAUAAGUUUUUCUAAUUUUUUUAAUUAUUUAUAAAAUUAGAGUGAUAAUGAAUUGAAACUUUGUACAUAUGAUAAAAAUGCUAUAAUAAAAUAAUAAUAUUAAUUAA
Molecule: messenger RNA, 2731 nt
Organism: Chelonus insularis
Lineage: Eukaryota; Metazoa; Arthropoda; Insecta; Hymenoptera; Braconidae
Gene: Vps16A
Product: vacuolar protein sorting 16
Biological process (GO): vacuole fusion, non-autophagic; intracellular protein transport; endosomal transport
Cellular component (GO): HOPS complex; endosome; cytoplasm
Molecular function (GO): actin binding
Source: RefSeq, a predicted model, not a curated record